Molecule: messenger RNA, 1486 nt
Organism: Zea mays
Lineage: Eukaryota; Viridiplantae; Streptophyta; Magnoliopsida; Poales; Poaceae
Cellular component (GO): membrane
Molecular function (GO): serine-type endopeptidase activity
Source: RefSeq, marked provisional
CGAGACCAAGCGAAUUGGGGGCGGCGCGGCAGCCAGAGUCAUCUGGAAGGUUCGAUCGCCUGUCGCCUCGCCGCCAUCCAUUCCUUCCCUUGCGCCCGAAGAAAGACACGGAAAUUCCCCCCAACUGAUAAAAGGACCAUGGUACUCGCAAAGCGAUAGGAAGCCACCGAAGGAGAGAAUUGGAUAGCAGAGAGUUUGCGUGUGACUGUGGAAGCAGAGAUGGGGUCCGGCAUGAGCCGCGGCCGGCGGCGCGGUUUCGGCGCAGGGGCGUCGGGAGGGAUGCUCCCACUGCUGGCGCUUCAGGUUCUGAUCGAGUACGGCCGCGCGGGCGCCUCUCGGCCGCCCGUGACGGCGGCGUUGCUCGCCGGCAACGCGCUCAUCUAUCUCCGUCCCGGGGCGCUCGACGGGAUCCUGCCCUCUGUCACACGCGUCUCCUUCAAUCCGCGGCUCAUCGUCGAGAAUGGCGACUUGGUGCGCUUCUUCUUGUCACCAUUCUACCACUUGAGCGAAAGCCACCUGUUCUACAAUAUGACAUCGCUCCUAUGGAAGGGUAUUCAGCUUGAAACAUCCAUGGGUAGUGUCGAGUUCGCUUCCAUGGUUGCUGCAUUGCUUGGGCUGUCACAGGGCAUCGCGCUGCUCUUGUCCAAAGGCCUACUCUUGCUUGGUGAUUAUACUGCGUACUACGACCAAUACGCGGUUGGGUUCUCUGGUGUUCUGUUUGCCAUGAAGGUUGUGCUGAACGCCUGGUCAGAAGAUUUUGUCUAUCUGCAUGGGAUGGUCAUUCCGGCGAAAUACGCUGCCUGGGCUGAGUUGAUCCUCAUCCAGGUCUUCAUUCCUGGCACAUCUUUUCUUGGCCAUCUCAGUGGAAUACUUGCUGGAUUGGUUUACCUUUGGCUGAAGCGGGCGUUGAAUGGGCCAGAUCCCCUCACUCUUCUGGUGUCAAGCAUUACCAAAGUCGUGACCUGGCCAGUAAGAUUUGCGCAGAAUCUUCUAUGGUCUGCCCAUCCACAGGGACGCUUUAGAGGCCGGGGCAGGGUUGGGCGCCGGCAAUCAGCAAGAGAUACUCCUCGAGGUCUAUGGAGAUGCCCAGCCUGCACCUAUGACAACUCAGUUUCCACAGAUAUCUGUGAGAUGUGCAGCACUGCACGAGAGGACCAUGAUUUUUCGCUGAGGCAGUAUCAUCAGGCUGGAGGUACUGGAGAACUCACAGUUGAUGAGAUACGCCGAAGGAGGCUGCAAAGAUUCGGUAGAUGAUGUAAAUCCAUUGUUAUCAGCACACUUUGUGCGGCGCUGAACGAAGCUCUAUAUGAGUAUGUAUGAUAGCUCCAUUCCUCUGCUACAUAGCGUAGGCAUAUUUGGUUCUUCUCGUGAUGGAGAAUGCUUUACAUUAUUGAAUUGUUUCUCAUUUUUGAAGGAGACAGUUACUGAUGUAAUUUUAGGUACUUCAAAGCCAUAGAAGUAUAGUAAUACAAAUUAUCAAGGGCAU